Trichosurus vulpecula (common brushtail) is the source of this 4787-nucleotide messenger RNA. It is a transcript of the gene GPRC5B, whose product is annotated as G protein-coupled receptor class C group 5 member B. NCBI's taxonomy places the organism in Eukaryota, Metazoa, Chordata, Mammalia, Diprotodontia, Phalangeridae. Gene Ontology annotation, molecular function: protein kinase activator activity; G protein-coupled receptor activity; protein kinase binding. The transcript is spliced from 4 exons. Bases 321 to 1484 code for a protein of 387 amino acids. Gene Ontology annotation, biological process: G protein-coupled receptor signaling pathway. The record is from RefSeq and is a predicted model, not a curated record. Gene Ontology annotation, cellular component: extracellular exosome; signaling receptor complex; intracellular membrane-bounded organelle.
GAGCUGGGAGGGAGGAUCGGGGGUGGGCUGGGUGCAGGGAGGGGACGGGGCUGACGGCGAAAUCUGGGACCGCCGCUGGAAAGGAGCUGGAACCGCAGGCAGAGGCAGACCCUAAGCCUGAGCCUGCGAGGGUCCGGGCGGCGCAGGGGGCGCCGUGCGCGGCGAUGCAGUGAGGGCACAUCUGGGGGAGCCGGAGCAGGGACUAAGGGGGUGGGGGGAGGGGAAGGGGGGACCGUGCUGCAGAAAUGUGACUUCGGUGGCGGCUGCUGGAGAAGCGGGAGAAUCCGUCCGGCCGUGGGGCUGCCGGUGCGGAGAGAAAAAUGAGAACCCAGGUGGUGCUCUCAUUUCUCCUCUUCUUUGUGAUCGGCUAUGGCUCCUCGGAGAACGCCAGCACCUCUCGAGGCUGCGGCCUUGACCUCCUCCCUCAGUACGUGUCCCUGUGCGACCUGGAUGCCAUUUGGGGGAUCGUGGUGGAGGCCGUGGCAGGGGCAGGGGCCCUCAUCACUCUGCUGCUGAUCCUGAUCCUCCUGGUGAGACUGCCAUUCAUCAAGGACAAGGAGAAGAAGGGGCCCCUGGGCCUGAACUUUCUGUUCCUUCUGGGGACCCUCGGGUUGUUUGGACUGACUUUUGCAUUCAUUAUCCGAGAGGAUGAGACCAUAUGCUCAGCCCGUAGGUUCCUGUGGGGGGUGCUCUUUGCCCUGUGCUUCUCAUGCUUGCUCAGCCAGGCAUGGCGAGUCCGAAGGCUGGUUCGCCAUGGGAAAAGUCCCUCAGGCUGGCAUCUCGCUGGCUUGGCCAUAUGCCUGAUGCUGGUCCAGGUCAUCAUCGCCACAGAGUGGUUGGUCUUGAACGUGGUCCGGGAUAAAAAGCUAGCCUGCAGCUACGAACCCAUGGAUUUUGCCCUGGCCUUAAUUUAUGACAUGGUUCUGCUGGUGGUGACCCUGGGUUUGUCCCUCUUCACUCUCUGUGGGAAAUUUAAGAAGUGGAAGAAGAAUGGUGUGUGCCUCAUCCUUACCAGCUUCCUCUCCAUUCUGAUCUGGGUGGCCUGGAUGACCAUGUACCUUUUUGGCAAUGCCGAACUGAGCAAAGGCGACGUGUGGAGCGAUCCCACCCUGGCCAUCGCCCUGGUGUCCAGCGGGUGGGUGUUUGUCAUCUUCCAUGCCAUUCCUGAGGUACACUGCUCAAUCCUUCCGUCACAACAAGAGAACACACCCAACUACUUUGAUACAUCCCAGCCCCGGAUGCGGGAGACAGCCUUUGAAGAGGAUGUUCAGCUUCCCCGGAGCUACAUGGAAAACAAAGCUUUUUCAAUGGAUGAACACAACGCAGCUCUACGAACUGCAGGAUUUCGAAAUGGUAGUUUGGCAAACCGCCCCAGUGCUCCGUUUAGAAGCAAUGUUUAUCAGCCCACUGAGAUGGCAGUUGUGCUAAACGGUGGGACUAUCCCAACCGCUCCUCCAAGUUACACCGGAAGACACCUCUGGUGAAAGGCUUUUCCAAAGUUCCAGAGGAUAAGAAUCUCUGUUACAGAUUUUAUUCCCUGGCUGAGUCUUUCUGGGGGAGAAAUCACUAACAGUGGCGGAACAAAGUCACCUGGAGCUUUCAGAAUCCCAGAUAAUGGGCUUUCAUGUAAAUGUGAACACUGGUGAACUGAUGAGCUAACCACCCACAAAAUACCAAACCAACCAAUGAGUUUGCAAACUAAAGCAAAGCUAAUUUCCUGUAGAAUUAGGCUUACUCUUAAAAUGCAACUGGGCAGACUGUACCCUCCAAGUGUAGAAGAGCCAAAGUCACGGUGACUGCUGAGCAGGCCUGAUUUGCUUUGAGUGCAGGUUUCCUUGUAGGGCCUCUCCCAAUGGGAUCCAGGCUGCCUCCCUCAUAAGGUUGGCACUUUAUGGCUAAAGCCUACAGAGGGGCUUUCCCACUUGGUUGCUUGUUGGUGUACGCUUUGCCAGGGGUCAGAAAGUAAUUUGGUUAUCAGUUUUGUAAGUGUGUGUCUGCGGACAUACUUAGAUUAUGUGGCGUUUUAUUGAGGGUGGGGGCCCUGUUUAACACUGAGAGGAGCAUUGCAUUGCCUGUGAAAAAGCAAGAAACACUAUUAGUGAAGGGCCCCCUCCCAUUCUGAAGAAGUGAAUGGAAUCUGGUUGUGGAUUCGUGGAUCACAUUUAACGUGGUGUUGGACUGGUGUUUGUUUUUUAUGCCCCUACCUGUGAUAUUCCAGUUAGAACAGACGGGCCCAAAAAUGGAGCCAGAGGGAGACGUGACCUGUGUCAUGUGGUACCAGACUGACGUUCUCAGUGUUAUCAAGCUUCUCUCUUCCCAUCCCACUUCCCCAGAAGCCCACUGAGGACCUGGUGGUCUAAGGAUCUUUCUGAUUUAUCUAGAUUUUAUUUCCAAAGGUGCAGAUGGGGGCCACCUGCCCAGAAAGCCAGAGGGAUGAGCCGUGGCUUUCCCAGAGUCCUAUAAGAUGGCAUAUCAAGGGUCCUACUGCUUAGUAAUGCAAAGACCUUAUCUGUUCCUCAUAUCAAGGUAGUGGGAUCUCUAAGAGGAGGAACAUUUUUGUUUGUGGAUUUUUUUGUUUUUUGUUUUUUGGGCUUUGGAGUAGAGAAGACAAGUUUGUUAGAUGUUUUUAUCUUGGUUAACUGCAAGUUCUCUGAAAAUAGUAGUUUCCAAACCCAUUACUUCUGCCAUAGUUUCCAUCUGUCUUGAGCAAAUCAUCCUGUUAUUUUAAAUUUAACAUUUAUUCAGUGCAUAUCCAGCAUUAAAAGCAUCAUGGUCUCCUCAUUGUUUAGCCAACAUGAUCUGCAGCUUUCUUCGACGCCUAAAGCAAGAUUUUAACCUGACAGUAUUGGAUAUAGAAAAGAGGAUGGGUUCUUUUGCUAUAUAGCACAAGCUAUAAGAAAUCUAUUUUCUAGUCUUUUAAAAAAAAAGCCACAAAGAACAUGGAAAAGGUCAAUGGUUGGGGAAAAAAUGGUAACUGACUUUACAAAUGGAAUACAUCUAUGCCGAAUAAUUCUAACAAAACCUCUAAUUCUUUCUCCACCUGACUUUUGGCUGUGCCCUAUAUGCCCUCCACCCUCUGCAUAGCACUGGGGGAAAAGGAGGUUGAUAUCGCCAUUCUUGCCGUGAUCAUCUUGCAAGUUAUUUUCUUCCCCUCUCUGCAAGUUCAUUUCCCUUUCUGCCAUGCAUGUGAAAAGAAAGCAUGGCAUGUGAGUGCCUGCCCCCAUCAUAUCUCAUCUCCAGUAUCAGCCCUGGGAGCAUGCGCUUGCUUUUAGAAAACCAGACAUCUGACCUUAGCCCUUAGUGUGUGUUCGGGAAGGUGAUUGAUUAUUAGAUGGUUUGGAAAUUUAAGUAUUUGGGGGAGGGGGGAUGUUAGGAAAAGGGUGGGGGGUGGGAUGUUGCAUGCAGAACCCAUUAUUCUAAAAAUAAAGAAAUCUCCUAAUGCCUCAAUCUAAUCCAAUUAAAAACAAGUUACACAUUCUUGUGCCAGGAAAUGGUUACUUAUCCCAGCUCUCUGAAGUCAUUUGGAGUUGUAGAAUGCCAUCAGUGACAUUUGCCUGCAAAAAAAAGUCUCACUUUCUGAAAGGAACCAUUAACGAUGUAACUUUCCUCUAAGCUGUUAUCAGAAUGUCUAAGGUGACUGUGGCCUAGAUGGCAGGAGUGGUUUCUCUUUGUAAAUGCUACUGCUGGAAAGCAAUAUUCACUACAAUAAAAAUGACAGUGUUUCUGUUCCUUGGACAAUUUUCUUUCAGACAGUUAUCAGAUGUGUUUUUAAGGUUCUGUUUUUGGCAGGGCUUAAAGAUGGGAAUGAGCUAAUAAACUGUAAUUUGGGGUAGAGGAGUGGUAAUCCCAGAAAAGAGAGGAUCGUUGUUUUCCUAAUAACCUCACAUGACUCCAAGAUCUUUGCCUGGCCAUGUCACUUUGCCUGUGACAGUGAUUGGCCCAGAGAGCAAAAUGUGACAAGGCACCUCCGUUUAUUAUUUGUGUAAACAAGAUGUGUUUACUUUUAACUUUGAGUAAAAAGGCUUACAAGUAGCACAUCCGUGAUUAAAACACACAGUUGUAAGCACAAAUUAUCAAUCUCUCAGCAUUAAGUUAUCAGAAGCCAUUCUGGGGCCAUAAAAGCCACCAUGUCCCUUUUUGGUAUAAAACUGGAUGCAUCUCUCCGCAGGUGGGGGGGUGGGGAGGGGACAGGGCAGGGAACAGCAAUUGUGAAACCCUACAGUGCUUUCAAACUUUGUAUUUAAAAGGUGGCUAUUCCAUGGUUUAAGUAAGAGAAAUCAGAUGAAGCAGUGGGUUCUGCGCACACCCCAGGGGCCUCUGGGCACCCCCUUGAAAGGUGCCUUUUUCACUCAGAAUUAACCGGGUUGUCUCUUGGUUGGUGACAGCAGAGUUUGGUGCCUCGGGCCUAACCAAAAGCUGGGCAAAAAGGGAACAUUGUAGCUUUUAUAAUCAAAUGAUUCGACUAUUAUUAUACCAGCUUACAGGAUUACCCAGCAGGUGCUUUUUAUUAAUUGAUUAAGAGCAGAAGCUCACUUUUGAUAGAUAAUAUAUAUUUAUUAAAUGUAUUAAUGUGUAUUUUAUAAUGUACUUUCCUCCCCCCCCCCACCCUGCUGCUGACCAUUGCAUACUUAAAAAGAACACCUUUAAAGAACUUUCAAGACAAUCAAUGUGUACCAUAAAUGACUGUAUAUAAGAAUACAAAUUAAGAAGCUUGUAAAGCAUGGGCAGAUAUGUUUUAUUUUCAAAAUGCUGUUCUUAACAAAAAUAAAGGCUUUACUAUUUACGUA